Messenger RNA from Hyla sarda, 1305 nucleotides. It is a transcript of the gene ATP6V1B1, whose product is annotated as ATPase H+ transporting V1 subunit B1. NCBI's taxonomy places the organism in Eukaryota, Metazoa, Chordata, Amphibia, Anura, Hylidae. Gene Ontology annotation, molecular function: ATP binding; proton-transporting ATPase activity, rotational mechanism. The record is from RefSeq and is a predicted model, not a curated record. Gene Ontology annotation, cellular component: proton-transporting V-type ATPase, V1 domain. Gene Ontology annotation, biological process: proton transmembrane transport; ATP metabolic process.
ACACACAGGAGCUCGCAGCCACCCGUAUAUAACACACAGCGCACACAGCUCCGCACUUACUGCACCAACAUGGCCACCAAAGUGGAGAUCAGAGUCAAUGACCAACACGCCAAGAUGGCAGGCGCCAAGGAACAUGCCCUGGCUGUCACCCGGGAUUACAUAUCCAACCCCAGACUCUGUUACCGGACAGUGAGUGGUGUCAAUGGUCCAUUGGUGGUUCUGGAUAAUGUGAAGUUUGCCCAGUACGCAGAGAUUGUGCACUUCACCCUCCCCGAUGGAACAGUGCGUAGCGGUCAAGUCCUAGAGGUUGUAGGACUGAAAGCCAUUGUCCAGGUGUUUGAAGGCACAUCUGGGAUAGAUGCCAAGAAAACCACUUGCGAAUUCACGGGGGACAUCCUAAGGACACCUGUUUCCGAAGACAUGCUGGGACGGGUUUUCAAUGGUUCGGGGAAACCUAUAGACAAUGGUCCUGCUGUCAUGGCUGAAGAUUUCUUAGACAUCAAUGGUCAGCCCAUUAACCCUUAUGGGAGAACAUACCCGGAGGAGAUGAUACAGACUGGGAUCUCCCCCAUUGAUGUCAUGAAUAGUAUCGCCCGAGGACAGAAGAUCCCCAUCUUCUCUGCAGGUCUACCCCACAAUGAGAUUGCAGCUCAGAUUUGCAGACAGGCCGGCCUCGUGAAGAAAUCCAAAGACGUCAUGGACUACCAUGAUGACAACUUCGCCAUUGUGUUUGCCGCGAUGGGUGUGAAUAUGGAGACCGCCAGGUUCUUCAAGUCUGACUUUGAGGAGAAUGGAUCCAUGGAUAAUGUGUGCCUGUUCUUGAACUUAGCCAACGAUCCAACCAUUGAGAGGAUCAUCACGCCUCGCUUGGCCCUCACAGAAGCCGAGUACCUGGCCUACCAGUGUGAGAAGCAUGUCCUGGUCAUUCUUACAGAUAUGAGCUCCUACGCUGAAGCUCUACGAGAGGUCUCGGCAGCUCGAGAGGAGGUACCUGGUCGACGAGGUUUCCCUGGAUACAUGUACACAGACUUGGCCACUAUCUAUGAGCGAGCCGGCCGAGUGGAGGGCAGAAGUGGAUCUAUAACCCAGAUACCAAUCCUCACAAUGCCUAAUGAUGAUAUCACUCACCCCAUCCCUGACUUGACCGGCUUUAUUACAGAAGGACAGAUCUAUGUGGACAGACAACUACACAACAGACAGAUCUACCCUCCGAUCAACGUGCUGCCAUCUUUGUCCCGUCUCAUGAAAUCUGCUAUUGGGGAGGGGAUGACCAGAAAAGACCAUGGGGAUGUGUCUAACCAGCUG